Messenger RNA from Prorocentrum cordatum, 3080 nucleotides. The record is from the annotation of a GenBank genome assembly. NCBI's taxonomy places the organism in Eukaryota, Dinophyceae, Prorocentrales, Prorocentraceae.
AUCUUGAACUCCGAGGAGCACGCGUUUGUCAUGGACUGGUUAUCCAGCGUACUCUUAGCUGGAUUUGUGGUGUAUGCUGUAAUCCACCAAUUAUCUGUAUGUGGGCUUGGCCCCGACAUUCACUUUAUACACUACGAUGUAGAGGUUAACUUUUUCAUCAACGUGUUUCUGAAUGUUUGUCCAAUCGUGUUGAAUUUCAAACUGGUCCAGUCCUACGGGCGAGAUUUGCGUUUGGAGGCAAAAUGCACCAAGGUCUCUGUGCAGGCCGCUUCUGACGUGGGCAGGGCCCUUGUCGAUUUUGAUUUGGACAAGGCGCAUUAUUUGAUGACGCGUAUGGAAGAAGACUCCCCGAUCUUUGAGCCGUUGAUGAAGUUAAUCGACAACUUGCGGACGUAUCGGCCAUUCUUGCCUGCAUACCUUUUCCCGGCGGCCCCCGACGGCCAGUGCGACCCAACGAACAGGAUCAUCGCAGAAGCAAUAUCGGGAAAGGCUACGUCGUGGAGUCAUGUUACAACGGCAGUUGAAAGGUUGCGAGACCCUGAUUAUUCGCUGAACGAUUUUCACACAGAUAUGGAGACUGCGUUUCCUGAGCUCCAGCUUUACACAGUGGAGUCGGAUGGAUCGUUGUGUUCCUCUGGGCGGACCAGCCUCGAAGAGUACCAACGAACUCUCGGAGCACUCUACUCUGUAUACUGCAUUGCCCGUCUUGACAUGGACGGAAAGGAGAUCUUCUCAUUUGGUGUUGACGUGAACGGGAAGCCCAUGACAGCGACAAGUGGAGAGUCCGAGGCCCAGAAGAUAGUUUUCUACAGAUCCAUGGACUGGAGGCGGAUGUUGGAGUUGUUUGCGCGAGCAGGUCUUCUGAAGGUGUCGAGCAGGGAAGGCAAGCGUACCUUCAAAGCUGGCAGGCGUAGCAUUGAAGAAGCCCCAGUCUGUACGCUCACCAGUUUGGAUGUGGAUAGCAGCCGGCCUAGCAUGAACAGCAGUUACGUGCUUCCCAUCAAGAGUAUUACUUCCUCCAGAACAGGGGAUCAGUUCCCGCGGGAGUUGUCAGUCAAACCUUCUAAGAGUCAGAGGGACAGCGAAUUGUCAUUCAGAAGUGCGACAACGCCAGUCGCGAAGAGACGUACAUUUUCACCACAAGAUCCCCACGACUGCGACGAAGACUGGAACCUCAGGAUCGAGGUCGAUGUCGAACGUAUGACCGCGUUUCUUGCGUUGACUGCGAUCCACGACAUGGGUCGGCGAAUAAUGAAAAACCCGUGCUUGUCGAUGACGGUCCACAAGAGGCACGCGCCGUACCAGGGCGUGGCCGAGGGCUGCCAGAUCCACGACCACGACCUCGCGCUCAUGUACGUCAUGGAGCACUUCCCGGGGCUGCUGCCCAGCUUCCACGGGCUGGGCCCGGGCCAGCGCGCCGCGGUGUUCUUCUCGCAGGGGAAGAUGGGCUUCAACAACGGCUGGCUCGUGCAGGGGGAGGCACCACCCGGCGCCCUCUUCUCCAAGUUCAAGGAGGUCAUCACUUUAGGCGGAGCGUCCGAGCCGGACAUCUGCUUCUACUUCGCCCACUGGCUCACGGACCUGGCUGGCGCGGAGCCCUUCGGCGCACGGCCGUGGCCCGGCUCCGAGAAGUUCGCGCAGAAGUUCCCCAUCAAGGUCCUGCGCGCCUUCCUGGACUCCUUCAACUAUGUCGGCCGGCUGAGCCGCUCCUCGGAGGUCGAGGUCAUGGAGGAGUACCUGCACGGCCGGUGGCUGGCCCUGGACCUGCCGGAGGACGCCGUCCCCGAGGGCUGCGCCGUGGCGUCGCGGCGCGUGGCGCUCAUGGCGCAGGGCUUCGAGCUCGCUGCGGUGACCGCCCUCAAGGCCCUGCCCGCCGUCGACCGCGACCUGCUCGCAGCCGAGCUGGCACGCACGGGGCUGCAGGAGCAGUUCGCCAGCGGCCCGCCCGCCGUCUGCGCGCGCCCCUUGGGGCCGGCGCUGCUGGUGUACUACGCGCCCGCGCUGGUGCAGAAGGCGGGGGCGGCCGAGGCGGGCGGCGCGCUCCUGGUGCUCGCCGCGGUGUGCCGCGCGGCGCGGGAGCUGUUCCCGCUGGAGGCGGGCGCCCACGCGGUGAGGACCGGCUGGCUCGGAGAGGCCUUGAAGGUGCUGACGCCGCAGCAGAUCGGCGCCGCGGGGCCCUGGCUCCUGCGCCGGGUGUCUCCAGACGACGCGGUCGCCGUCCCCUGCGGGUCGGACGGUGCCGACGACACUGGCGAGGACGUUGCCCUCAUCAGGCUGCCAGACCUGGGGGCGAUCGAGCCGGGCGAUGCCCCCAGCUGGCACAGGAGCAGGCCGAACACCUUGGAGCCGCCGGCGCCGUAGAGGCGGCCGCGAGCAUCGCUGCGAGAGGGCCGCGUUUUUCCCCUCCAGCAGCGGCCCCGCUGACUCGAGUCUCACACGCCCAGAGGCGAGGAGGGCCCGUGUCACGAUCCUGUCUUCUGUCGCCCCUGGGCCCCUCCCGUCGACAAGCAAGAAGCAAGCAGCGGCAUAAGCAUAGGCUUUUGGGGGUCGGCGCAGGUUUCUUGGGUCGGUGCUGGGCCCUUCUUCCUCCCUCGGCUGCUGACUCCCUUGCCCGAUGGGGUUCGAGCUGCUCGAGCCUGACUGUCAGUCCUGCCUUGCCUCGCCUUCUUCCGUGGCGGAGCCAGUGUGCGGAUGCAUAGGCGCGGGUGCAGGCCUGCGCAGGCGCUCGGAGGCCCCGAGCAGUGACAGCUCUGCUUCUCUUUCAGCAACGUGCAGAUGGCAUCGAAAGCUCGCGAGCCACAUAUGCUUGUGCUUACGUGGCAUAGGUGUACAUGCAUGUGUAUUUAUGUAUAUAUAUAUAAAGACAUGCGUGCCAAUGUGUAUAGGAUCGAAUGCUGACUGCUGGCCUCGGUCCGUUCUCCCUGCCAUUGGCCCUUCACCAUAUCUAUCGUCCCUGCCCUUUUAUAUUUUUAUGCUACAGAUUUCAAGCGCGUAUUUUUCCAUGCCCGCGCGUCUGUGAUGGACGCCCAGCUUCAAUGCGUGCCGAGCGACAUCUGUGCUCAAAUCGACAAGGAAAACGA